Molecule: messenger RNA, 12123 nt
Organism: Octodon degus (degu)
Lineage: Eukaryota; Metazoa; Chordata; Mammalia; Rodentia; Octodontidae
Gene: Prune2
Product: prune homolog 2
Exons: 18
Coding region: 85-9024 (2979 amino acids)
Biological process (GO): apoptotic process
Cellular component (GO): cytoplasm
Molecular function (GO): exopolyphosphatase activity
Source: RefSeq, a predicted model, not a curated record
GAAGAACUAAAUAUCUCUGACUCCUUCCACAUAUUCCGAGAUGAAGUUAAUCUGCACCAGCUAAAUAAUGAAGGAAAGUUAUCUAUGACACUCAUUGGUAGCAACAUCCUGGCAAGUGAGGACAAACCAUUGGAAUCAGCAGUUGUCAAAGUCAUUAGCCCAGUAGAGCAGAACAGUGCUGAGCUGGAGGACCAAGAGUCUUCCUCGUCCCUUGUACUGAGAGAGCUUCUCCAGGAGGCUCCAGAGCUUCUUACUGAGCAGCUGGCUCAUCUCCUCAGAGGCAGUAUCCUCUUCAAGUGGAUGGCUAUGGAUCCAGAGAAGCUCUCAGAGAAGCUCUCAGAGAAGCAGGAGGAGAUUCUGUCUGUCCUGGAGGAGAAGUUUCCUAACUUGCCUCCAAGAGAAGACAUCAUCAGUGUGCUCCAGGAGACCCACUCCAGCGCUCACGGUUUAAGUACUGAGCAAGCAAUGUUGAAAGAUCUGAAGGAACUGUCAGAUGGAGAAAUAAAAGUGGCCAUUAGUACUGUGAGCAUAAACCUUGAGAACUGUGUGACUCACAGCAAUAUCACCGGUGACUUGAAAGCCUUCACAGAUAAGUUCAGCUUUGAUGUCCUCAUCCUGUUCUCCAGCUACCUGUCAGAGGAUCAGCAGCCCCGACGGCAGAUCGCUGUGUACUCCCAGAACCUGGAGCUGUGCAGUCAGAUUUGCUGUGAGCUGGAAGAGUGUCAGAACCCUUGCCUAGAACUGGAGCCCUUUGAGUGUGGCUGUGAUGAGAUCCUGGUAUACCAGCAGGAGGAUCCUUCUGUGACCUGGGAUCAGGUGGUUCUCCUUGUCAAGGAAGUCAUCAAUAGGAGGUGUCCAGAGAUCGCCUCCAACAGCCGGACGUCCUCCACGGAAGCUGUGGCAGGCAGUGCGCCCCUCUCCCAAGGCUCCUCUGGGAUCAUGGAAUUGUAUGGUUCUGACAUUGAGCCACAGCCCAGCUCUGUGAAUUUCAUAGAGAAUCCCCCAGAUCUCAGUGAUUCUAACCAGGCUCCAGUGGAUGUCAACAUGGACCUUGUUAGUCCAGACAGUGGCCUAGCCACCAUUCGGAGCAGCCGGUCCUCUAAGGAGAGCUCUGUGUUCCUCAGUGAUGAUAGCCCAGUGGGAGAAGGUGCUGUGCCUCACCACAGCCUCCUUCCUGGCUUUGACUCCUACAGUCCCAUCCCUGAAGGGGCAGUAGCAGAAGAGCAUGCGCGGCCUGGGGAACACAGUGAGCACUUUGACCUCUUCAGCUUUGACUCAGCUGCCAUGGUUUCUAGGCAGUCCCAGGCAUCUUCCCAUUCUGCAGACUACUCUCCAGCAGAUGACUUCCCCAACAGCGAUUCAUCAGAUGGACAGCUUCCCCCUGGGCCGAAAGGUCUUGAUGAGAUAGGAACCAACAUGUCCAAUUAUUCAUCCAGUUCACUUUUGUCUGAGGCUGGCAAAGAUAACCUGGUAGAGUUUGAUGAAGAGUUUGUUCAGAGACAAGAAAGUCUGGUUGAAAAUAAUGAAGAAAAUUUAAGCCUGAAAGGUUUUGUGGGAGAUGAAUCUCCUUCACCAGAAAGGCUGAACAAUGCCAGAAAGCAAAUCCCACCCACGCCUAUGAACAGCUUUGUGGAAAGCUCACCGUCUACUGAAGAGCCAGCCUCACUCUAUCCAGAAAACACAAACCCUAAAGCAAUGGACACAGAUCACCUGGGGCUACCUCAGACCCAGACCCGGUGUAGCAGCUGGUGGGGUGAUCUGGAAAUUGACUCUAAAAAUAUUACAGAUGAGUGGACUUCCAGUGAACAAGAAUCUGUUUUUCAGAGCCCUGAAUCAUGGAAAGAGCAUAAGUCUCACCCCACUGAUAGGAGAGCUUCAGAUUCUGUCUUUCAGUCAAAGAGUCUUGACUUCCCAAAGUCAGAUCCCUGGGAUCCUGAAUUUGGUCAGCCGGAACUUGGAAGCAAUGACAUUGAAGAUGAAAAGGAGGAAAGCUUACAGUUUGAAAACCUCCCCAAUGAGAAGCUACAUUUACCAAGCACUUCUCCUCAGGGGACAAACCACCUGAUAGAAGACUUCACUUCUUUGUGGCAGUCCAGUCACUCUCCCACAAUGAUGCCUGAGCCCUGGGGAAACCCUACAGAUGAUGGGGAACCAGUGUCUGCCAUGUCAUUCCCAGCCUGGAGCGCUUUUCAUAAGGAAGAUAAUGCUGAAGCUUUAAAAAAUACCUGGAAUCUUCACCCAACAAGUGGUGAAACAUCUCUGAGGAACCCAAAGGAGUGGGUGAUGGCCAAAAGUGGGUAUUCUUUUCCUUCAGAAGACCUCCUAGACAGUUCAGCCAGUGAGGCAAAUCAUGAGGCAGCUCCAAAAAUCUGGGGCAAAAAAAACAAUGACUCUAGGGUUAAUAUCCUCAUAUCCGGAAAUCCCAGUUCCAACGUGGAGCUUGCAUGGAAUAAUUCCCUGCCACCACAGGAAGAUCAAAAUGGCUUUGUGAGUCCUAAAAGUAGAGGAAAGGCAUAUGAAAAGGUAGAUUCCUGGAACCUUUUUGAGGAGAAUGUUAAGAAAGGAGGGUCAGAUGGCCCAGCUCCUUGGGAAGAUUCCUUCUUAGCAUACAAAUGUUCCGAUUAUAGUACCUCUAAUGUAGGAGAAGAUUCAGUGCCUUCCCCAUUAGAUACCAACUACUCUACCUCUGACUCUUACACAUCACCAACGUUUGCUGGAGAGGAAAAAGAAACAGAAAACAAGCCAUGUACUAAAGAGGAAGUCUGUGAGUCCAAAGAUGCUGACUUAACUGCAGAGGAGACAGAAGUUCCCCUGCAGUCACUACAGCAGCCUCCUAGAAGUCGAAUCAGUUCAGGGCCUGGGAACCUAGACAUGUGGACCUCUCCUCACACAGAUGCUCAUCCUGAAGGGGGCGCAGCUCGUGACCCAGAUAAAGAUUUACUGCAGGCAGAGUGCCUCACCACAGAGGAUGGUGUGGAGGAGAGCAGCCAGUCCAGCUACGACGACCCCAGCAUGAUGCAGCUGUACAACGAGACAAACCGGCAGCUCACCCUUCUGCACAGCAGCACCAACUCCUGGCAGGCAGCCCCUGACAGCCUGGACGUGUGGAACAGAGUGAUCCUCGAGGACACACAGUCCACUGCCACGAUCUCAGACAUGGAUAACGACUUGGACUGGGAUGACUGCAGUGGGGGGGUGGCGAUCACCAGCGACGGCCAAGCAGAAGGAUCCAUGACCGACAGGACUGAAGUAGAAACCCGAUUUUCAGUGAGGCAGCUAGAACCAUGGGGCACAGAGUAUCAGGAUAUAAAUCAGGUAGAUGGGGAGCUCCCUAUCUCCACUGAACAUGCCAAGGGUGGUGCUCCCAGAGAAUAUCACACAUUGAAUGAGAAAAAUGGGCAGUUAAUUGCAAACAGUAUUUGGGAUUCUGUCAUGAGAGAUAAAGAAGUGUCAUCAUUCAGGCUACCAGGCCCCUCAUAUAUGACAGAUUCAGAGAAAAACAAUUUGCCUACUGAAAGACCCAGCCAUUCAGCAAAUACUAUGGACAGUCCUGUCGUCGAUGGGCUAAAAGCAUCUGGAAUCAGUAAGUCAGCAGCAUGCGCACCUCAUCCUGAUGACCAGGACCUGUGGACAGGACUCCUGCCAACUGACACAGCACCCUUGGUGACCAGGCCUGAGAACGCAGAACAUGUGGAAGGUUCAGACCCAUGGAUGGCUCAUGGCUAUAGAAAUAGUGAAAGUGAACAUGAAGCCCUGGCUGCCUCAAGCACAAGGUUCUUUGAUAAGGAGGAAGCGAUGGCCUCUGGAGAUGAGAGUGCCCCAGAAACUUCUGGAAAAGGAAUUGGUGACCAGGAACUCUCUUCUCCAGUUGCAUCUGAAUAUCAAGAAAUUUACACUGAAUCAGGCAAAGCCAGAUCUCUUCCAACCAUUUGCAGUCCUCAGACAGGGGAACUAAAGAAAGUUUUGGAACAUGAGGGAUCUUGUAACCUAGACCCCUGUGAUAUGCAAACAGAGAUGUCCACAAAUAACCUUCAGGCAAAGGAGAUUGAAAAAGAGCCCCUCAUGGAUUAUAGAAAUUCAGGGGAAACUAAUGAGAUCUCAAGUAAGAUGAAUUUAACAAAAAAUGUAUCUUCAUCUGAGGUGGAUCUUGAGAAAAUGGAAGAAUGUAACAUUCCGGAGCCGGAAAAAAUAAAUGAAGGGCCACCUCAUGAAACUUCCCAAAGCCUUGUGGUUUGGGUUGGCUCUGUAGACAGUGACGUGCAGGACCACUGCACAAGUUCUGAGAUCACUAAGAUGCUUGAAGCCAAAGGUACUGAAAACAGCCCUCCAGGAGCCAUUUCACCUGGGAGUUAUGAGAAAGACAGUCUUUCCAGUGACGAGUAUAUGCACUCAAGUGCAUCGAGUCCUGAUGCAAAUGAUUCCACAGCUGCACUGUCCUCCUGGGGCCAGCGACCCACUGCUGGGCAUCAGAAAGAGAGUCAUGGUGAGCAAAGUGAAGAGAAUCACCAGCAGUCUCAAGUAAUGACCAGUGAUGGCCAAGGAGAAGUAGUCUCUGAAAUGAAGAAGCUAGAGAAGUACAGGAUGGAUGAGUGUGAAAAGAGCUUUGAUCAAAAAGUUCCUAAAUUUUUAGAGAUUUGGAAUGAUUCCAUUGACGGUGAUUCUUUAUCCUCUCUAUCAAGCCCUGAAACAGGCAAAACUUUUGACUACUCAGGUGCAUAUCAGGACAGAAAUCUAGCAGUUAGUCAUGAGAACAAUAGAAAUGUUGUUCUUGAAACUGUACAGCCAGAGGAUGCCAAGGUCAUUUCAACAAAUUUGGGCUCUGAUGAUAGCAGUGUAGGUAAUGAAGAGUCAGUAGGGAAAGAGACUUGUUUGAUCCCUUGUCAAGUUACUCAGAAUAAAUCCGGAGCAUGGGAUGUAUUGAAUGAAUCUGAAUGCCUGACCAUGGCAGAACCCAGUGCUGAGGAGUCUUCUGAUUAUGCAGAUGGUGCAGAACCAGCAGAGAGUGAGAGGAAGUCACAUCCACUGUAUGACAGUCAAAGCAGCUCUGAGCACUGGAAUUUCUCACCACUCACAGAGACUGAAAUUCAGUUCACAGCAAAGGAAAGGGAGGCACGACCUUCUCCAGAAGCAGGGAAGACAAGAGAUGAAAUCUGGCAGAUAUCUCCAAAAACUGAACCAAAGAGUGAAGCUCAUUCUAAACUGGAAAUGCUUGGCUUCUCUGCUGAAAGCAGUGAGUGGUGGGAAACCCCUCCGCAGGAAGGGGCAUCUUCUGAGAAUGCAUUUCAGGGGGCACUAUCUAACUCAAGUGAUGCAUUAGCAAGGAAUUCUUCAGUAUAUCAAAGUGUGGGCCCCUGGGGAGUACCCACUAGGGGUGACACUGAAUCCAGGCAAACACACAGCACUAAUCCUUUCAGAGAGGAACUCCAGCCACCCUUUCUGGUCAGUAAUGAAGACAGCUCCUGUGGACAACUUUGGAACAUCCAACCAAGGCAGCCAGACCCAGAUGCUGACCAGUUUAGCCAGCUUGUAAUAUUGGACCAAGUUAAAGAAAAAGAUUCCAGGGAGGAAACUUUUACAUCUUCUGCUGAUCACGAGCUUCCUUCUGAGACACUCACUCAAGAGCAAUGUCAGGAUACCAUGCUAGCUGUCUGGGCUCAGCCAGACCCAGAAAUUACUCACUCAGAUGACAAUGGGUAUGUUAUUGCUAACAUCUCAAGUGACCAUCAGGAAGCAAAUUGGUGGGAUCAAGAAAAAUCAUACCUUAGUGAAAUGACACAUUCAAGCACUGCCACAGAAAAUUUACCCACUGUCCAUACUCCUAGCCAGUUGAUGAAGAAGUCAGCCUCUGAAUGGAAUGACUGCAAUCCUAGCGAGGGCCCCCAAGGUACAUUUGCCCCAGAUAUUUUACAUGGCAACUUCCAAGAGGGUGGGCAGCUGCCCUCUGCCUCGCCUGACUUAUGGAUGGAUGUCAAGCAACCCUACAGUCUAAAGGCAGAUGGCGAGAAUCCUGACAUACUCACUCACUGUGACCAUGACAGCAUUUCUCAGGCUUCCAACAGCCCUGAUAUAUGUCAGGACUCUGAAGCAAAUGAGGAGACUGAGCAGAAGCACAUCAGUGCCUGCAUCAGGCCUGAAGUAGAAUCCAGUGAAUUUUAUCUCACUGAGCCCAAGAUAAAUGGAGACCCAAGUCAGGAACCUGGGCAGGAAUCUGGCCCGGCCAAUUCAGAACUUUCUGUAGGAAAUGCAAUUCCUUUGCCUCCGGGUGCCAAUCAAUCAUGUAUAAAUGGCUCAUCUCAGCCUGCCUCUGCUAUGGGUUCUCCUGAGCAUUCUGAAAUGAGUGACUACAACUUUACAGGCUUAGAAGCAUCAAAAGAAGAACCCAGAACAUACACAGCACCAGUUUUGGAACUCACAGACAAGACAAUUCAAAGAGUUGAAGAUGUGGGAACUCAUAUUUUUAUAACUCACCAGGAGCCAACUAUAGAAGGCAAUGACUCCUGGGUACCGGAAGACCUUUCUCCCGAAAGUCACACAGGCUCAAGGGCUUUGGCUCACUGUGAGUCGCCUUUUGCUCCUGAGAUGCCUGCCACUGGCGCUGAUGCUUCAUUCACCUCAAGUGCCUGUUUGGAUGUAAGUGAAACUGCCUUUGACCACAGUUUCAGUGAUGGCUCAGGUCUUAACACCUCCACGGGCACAAUAGAUGAUGUGAGUAAGCUCACACUGUCGGAAGGCCACCCUGACACGCCACUUGAUGGAGAUGCUGGGAAACAAGAUAUCUGUUCUUCCGAAGCCUCAUGGGGUGAAUUUGAGUAUGAAACAAUAGGCCAGAACAUGGAUGAAGAGGCCAUGAAAGAGCCUGAACAUUUCCUAUAUGGUGCUGAUCUUCCCCUGGAGGAAAAUGGUCAGAAGCAAUCUGUAGCACCCUACACACCUCCCUUUGACUUGUCUUACCUCACAGAAGCCCGCCACAGCGCUGAGACAACAGAGGAAGCUGGGUCUCCAGACGACUUGUCUCUGGGAAGUGAAGCAGCAGAGAUGUUGCUUUCGGCUCUUCCUGAUCCAAGUGAAGGAAGUCCCACGGAACAUACAAGCAGAGAGCCUGGACACCAGCCGGUUGUGCUGCACAUUCAUGAAGACCCUGAGUCAGUUUCUCUGGCAGUAGGAGAAGCAAGCUCCAACUUUGGGUCAUCUCCAUCCAACAUUGACUGGGAAGUGGAAUCAGACAAUUCUGAUUCACCAGCAGAUGGAGACAUGGGACCACCAAAUGGUGCCAACGAGGGAAUUUUGGCAUUAGAAGAAGAGAAAAUAAUCCUUGCCAAAGAGCUUAAGGAGCUAAAAUCAGAAUAUAAAGAAGAAAGAUGGGCAGGGAAAAAUGAAGAUCAUCAUGCAAUACACAUGGAUUAUAUCCUUGUAGGCCAUGAACAAAAUCCACCCCUGAAACCAGAGGCCUGUGAAGUGGGAAAAAGCAUAUCCCAGUUAGAAGGAUCAUCCGCAGGUUCUGAAGAAACAGAACUGUCAGGAACUCAGGGAUUGAGCUUCCCAGAGACAGGUCAGCCUGUCUCUUUAAAUGAAGGCAAAGAUCAUUCUGUGGAGAGCUUGUCACCUAAAGAUGACAAGAGGUUGUCUCUUGAAAGUUCUGACCAAAACCAGAGUUGGAUGGUCUUGGGCUGUGGCGACGUGCGCUAUCCCUCACCGGAAGCCAGGGAUGCAGGGACUGGAUGGGCUGACAAAACUGCGGAGCCCUUCUCCGAUCCAUGCAUAAUCCAAGGCUCCCAGAUGGAAGAAAUGAAGCCUCUGGAAUCUUUAGCACUGGAGGAAGUCUCUGGUCUAAGCAGUCAGUCAAGGAAGAUCAAGAGCCAAGGUAGAGCUGGCCCAGGCUCAGUGCUAUCGCAAGGUGUCACCCAUGACAAUGAAUGGGAAAUGCUUUCACCACAACUGGCUCAGACAAACAGGAUCCCUGAAAGGGAGAUGGAGGAGGAGACGGAAUUUCUUGAGCCAGGAACCAGAAAACCAAGACCAAAUGGACUCCCGUCAGAGGACGUAGGAAUGGAUAUCCCCUUUGAGGAGGAGGUGCUGAGUCCCUGUGCGGCAGACAUGAGGCCUGAACCUCCUAAUUCACUGGAUCUUAACGGCACUCAUUCUCGGAGGAUAAGGCUCACAGCCCCAAAUAUCAGUCUUUCUCUGGACCACAGUGAAGGUUCCAUUCUCUCUGAUGAUAACCUGGACAGCCCAGAUGGAAUUGAUAUCAAUGUGGAUGAACUUGAUACUCCUGAUGAAGCAGACCCUUUUGAGUAUACAGGCCAUGAAGAGUCUAUGGUCAACAAAGACUCUGGCCAAGAGUCAGAGUCUAUUCCCGAAUACACAGCUGAAGAAGAGCGUGAAGACAACCGGCUGUGGAGGACUGUAGUGAUUGGAGAACAAGAGCAACGCAUCGACAUGAAGGUCAUCGAGCCCUACCGGAGAGUCAUCUCUCAUGGAGGAGAUUCAGGAUACUAUGGGGACGGUCUAAAUGCCAUCAUUGUGUUCGCUGCUUGUUUUCUGCCAGACAGCAGUCGGGCGGAUUACCACUAUGUCAUGGAAAAUCUUUUCCUCUAUGUCAUAAGCACAUUAGAGCUGAUGGUGGCUGAAGACUACAUGGUUGUCUACUUGAAUGGUGCAACCCCCAGACGGAAGAUGCCGGGGCUGGGCUGGAUGAAGAAGUGCUACCAGAUGAUUGACAGGCGGUUGCGCAAGAAUUUGAAAUCCUUCAUCAUUGUUCACCCGUCGUGGUUUAUCAGAACAAUCCUUGCUGUGACACGGCCUUUCAUAAGUUCAAAAUUCAGCAGUAAAAUUAAGUAUGUUAGUAGCCUAUCAGAACUCAGUGGACUGAUCCCAAUGGAUUGCAUCCAUAUUCCAGAAAGCAUCAUUAAGUACGAUGAAGAGAGAUCUUUUAAGAGAAGUGUGAGAACGAGCUGCCUUUACAAUGACCCAGAAAUGUCUUCUAUGGAGAAGGAUAUGGACCUGAAACUGAAAGAGAAGCCGUAGCUGGCUCUAGCUGAGGAGAAGGCUGCUCUUUGCUUUAUGGUUCUGCAGAGAAACACAUCUACACAGAAGAGACAGGGCUGACGUCACCUUUUUCCACUUUGCGCUACCUGGUGCCAUUCUAAAUUUCUAAGGGGUGAAACAGGAAAGGUGUUCCUGUGUUUACUUCUUCCAUUUCUAUAUAUGAAGUUGUGUGUGUUUUCCUAUUUUGCCAAUUAUGUGCCUCAGAGUUUUUAGUUGAACCUUAGCAAAAAAGUAAGCCUUUCCAUUUCUAGAUUUGGUUGUCCUUGGUCAGUGGUAUUUGGUCCCUCAGGUGGAUGUUACCAGUACAGUACAUUCAAUCCACAGUCAGGGAUGAAUGGACUUGUCCAUAGACAGCCCCUCCACACACAGCUGGGUUGCUCCGCAGUGAUCACUUCCAAUGUCAGGCACACAGGGCUCAUACUCUGCUCUACGCUGUCCCCGGUGAGAGCUGCUGCCUGCCUGUAAUGCCACCUUUUAGAUUCUGAGCCUGCGUAAGAAGCCAUAAGCCAGACCCAGGUGUAAAGACUUCACCAGCUGCGGGCAUCAUUAUCACAUGAGUCGUCAUUCACUUCCCCGAGGGAAGCCAAGCUUUCUUCUAUUAAUUUUAUUUUAGUUGUCAUGACUUACAAAAACUGAUCUUUUAAAAUAUUAUUUUCUCCAACUAAUGUUGAAUACCUUCACUUGUGAAACAACGCUGAAUGUUAGUGGCUGUCUAUACUUUGGAUCACAAACCAGGCUUAAGAAGGUAUACUCUAAGUGCCAAGAAUUCAAAACUAAAGUAACCUGCUCAGAAAUUAUUUGGGAACAUUCAUUUAUCCGCAUUUCUCUUUCACAUGCAUCAUAAAAAGUGAUUUGCUUUAAGACAUUUUAAUCUGACCCCAGAUUUAAAAUUAAAUGUAUGUACUACCAUUUAUAAGUCAAUUUCUAAUUUUCAUAUGCCCUUUAAAAUGCCAAUAUGACUUCUAAUCUGUUGGCUUUCAGCAGAGUUUGGCAAAUUCUGCCAACUCUAGGACACCAUCAUAAGCUAAGGGUGGUUUUGACAUUGUGGUUGAAAAAUUUAGUUUUUCAUGACACAAGAAAAUUAUUCAAAUUUUAGUAUCCAUAAAUAAAAUGGUAUUGAAACACAGCCAGACAAAUUUAUUUUCCUACUGUCUACAGCUACUUUUGUACUACCUCAGCAGAGUUAAGUAAUUAUAACAGACCAGAGGGCCACAAAUCCAAAAUCAUUCAUUUCCUGUCUUUACAGAGAAAGUUCGCUGUCCUCUACCCUACCAAAUACAUCUUUUCCCACCCCCUUCCCCUAACCCAACCCCCACAAUUUGUAUUUGGUUUCUCCAGCAGAAUGGACAAUCUUUUUCCUGGCAAAAAGAAAUUUUCUAUUUCUGCAGACAAUCAAAAUAUGUCAUUGGCUGAAAAAGAGCGCUAGGUACAAGAGCCUGGCUCAAGUUCUAACUGCGCCACUCCAAGUGAGCUCAGCAGUCCCUCCUGAGCUAUUGCCCGGCAUUGCAGGGGUCCUUGAUUCCCCCCUGGGCACCAUUCUUAGUUCUCCCAUGUCACCUCUUACAAGUAACCUGGCAGAAACACAGAAGAAAUGGAGAGAGGGCUCUGCCAGAGUCCCCAGGUAGUACCUUCACUGGGGACAGCUGUCCAGGAUGCUUUGAGCCAUAGUACAGAAAGCCCUGAAUUCUUUUGAAGUAGAUAAUCUUUGCACUGAUGACUGAGCUUCUCUGCCCAUAUUUGCUCCAAAUCUGUGUUGUUCCCCUUGCACAAAUGUUCACACUACGCACACGUGUUUACUCUUUCCUCCAUUAGCCUCCCUGGUUAGCUAUCAUCCUUUCCCACACCUUCCACAUUAGAAAACAUACUGUUUUGGGUCUCUUUCUUGUAUCUGGCUGGUCUGACAACUCCACAGCCCACCCACUCUCAGGCCCUACCUCCACCAUUAGAAACCCAAAGAAUGACUGCCCCCACAUACGGCAUUGACAUAAGUAUAAUUACCCAGUCCUGGUUUGUAUUGGGUACCUGCUUCACACAGUCCUUCAAUAGUGUUCCAUUUUGGAAAAUGAACUCCAUGGUCUAUACCACCAUGUUUACCCCAAGUCGUGUGGAAUCCAGGGUUCAGCUCCAGUUUACAGCCAGCCCGGUGCAGCAACAACCUAACCAUUCACAGUCUUGGAACUCAUCCAGCCUAUUUGUUUAUAGUCACUGACUCAGGUUUGAAGCUUUGUCUUCCCACACAACAAUGAUGAGCAUCUGUCCAGAUCCAACAAUAUUGUUUGAGUUGUCUUGUGGGCUACAGAUCUAUUCUGAUAUUUAGGUGUCUGCUAUGUUAUUACCUUAAAAGGACACAUUAAUUUACAUGCACGUGCUAGAGAAAAUACCAUGUGAAUUCAAUCCAAGUAAAUAGAAACCUAGGUAACUCCUGAAAAUAGUCUACGCAGAUAGAUAGACAGCUGUAAACUUACACAUUCAUCUCUCUAGCUCUUGCAUUCUGUGCAUUCUUGCUUUGGUUCUGACUUCUGGGAACUGCUUUGCAUUUUUCCCGUAGAUUUGUUGCUAAAGGAACCAAGGGCUCAUUGUGGGGCAAAAGUAUUGUUUUUAUUCAAAAGGGCAACUGGUCUUUGUGUAGCUCUUGAUUAAAAGAACAAAAAUUUGCACUGAAGAUCCUGUGGGGGAGUAAAGAAAUUUAGGGGCAGUAGCUGGGUAAGGAAGAAACCCUGAAGUUCCUGUUGAAGCCAUACAAUGUUUUAUAGGGUUCCUCCCAAGGCCUGUGCUGAGAGGUGGGAGGAGUGCCUCCUCCUGGCCUUCAGUAAUGGCCCUUAACUACCUUGGCAACGCACGCAUCGCAACGCCCCAGUAGUUUGCUCCUUUAGAAACAUUAAGAUGUACAUGAAUUAACCUUUUAUAGAUUUAAAGAUUUUUCUACUAUGUAUAGGAUUGCUCAGAAUAGAGUAUGGAUUAGACUUUGUUUUGGUAAACAAAUUCUCCCUAAAUAGUGUGGAUUAAUAAUAUAAAAAUAUGUAACAACACAAUAUAUACCUAUGUAACCUGUCUGUAUCAUUCAGAAAUAAAAGUUGA